This is a messenger RNA of Lecanosticta acicola, 2460 nucleotides long. The record is from the annotation of a GenBank genome assembly. NCBI's taxonomy places the organism in Eukaryota, Fungi, Ascomycota, Dothideomycetes, Mycosphaerellales, Mycosphaerellaceae.
AUGCCCGCCGACAGGACAGAUGAUCCGCUGCAGUCGCCGCAGGAAUCUGAUUCCGAGCAACAGCAACACCAGCAACCCAUAUCUGUCCACAAGAAGCGCUUCGGAAGGUCCCCGCUCUCAUCCAUCUCGACCUUGCCAUACCGGCGUUCAAAUGCCUCGCUCUCGAAUCUCUUCGCCUCGACUUCAUCCCUGCCCACGCUUCCCAAUGCGGGAUCUCCCAGUGCCUCGGGGACGGUGACACCCAUUGCGGGACCCAUCAACGGCUCCGUCUUCUCUCCCACUGGGUCCACAGUACGAUCGCCCUCUCCUACGCCGUCGGGAAAGCAAAGCAGCAAUCAUGUUAGAGACUUGAUCUUGCGCGCGUUCUCUCCACACGUCUCCGUACUGGCCUCUUCGGAUACAGAAGAGUUGGUCAGGCACAAGGGCGUUAAUGGCGGCUUGGUGGACCUUCUGCGACCGUUUGGCGAGCACGUACAGGGUAAAGUAACAAUAAGAGACAGCACUGGAGUCAGCAGAUCAUGGGAGGAUUACGCUGUGCGCUUCACUGGUGUCCAGGAUGGAUUGGAAAGCCCAAGGGUGCAGGACCGCAGAAGUACAGAUUCAGCUGGAAACACGACGGGGCAGAGAACGUCUUUGUUGGAGUUCAAGCCUGCCAGAUUACGGACAGGAGGCGACGUGCCACAGAUAGAAGACUUGGUCGAGCGACACCUGACAUUUGCGGAGGAGCAUUCGGGCCCUGUCGAGGACUACAUCACCAAAGACUUCGGCAUUGCCGAUCCCAAUGCGACAUCACCAUUCUACAACCUCUACCUUCGUCGAAUAUUAUCCGGACUUCCCAUGGCUCCAUCUGAGACGUUCUCCCACCCCGUGGCUCUUGUGAUAGCCAUCUCUUCACGAUCUGCGUCCCCAAUCGAGGAACUUCGCAGCCUCUACGAUUCCUCAAACACAGGCGAGCACCGGUUGCCGCAAUGGGUCCAUAACGAGUUUUUACGCUAUUACGUUCUGAUACAUGACGAGGAUUACGACGAUAUCAAGAAGUCGAUGGCCUUGUACGACCAGAUGAAACGCCAUUUCGGCCUGCAUUGUCAUCUUCUGCGGCUCAGAAGCACGCAGUGCGUGCCCUCGGACGAUGAUAGUGUCAAGCUGCAGCACUGCGAAUGGACUUCUGCAGCCGAGGAGCUCGCAGAGAUCGUCCGUCGCGAAACCUUUGAGGACGAAGAAGACCCAACUCCCUACAUUUUUGAAACAGACGCCACCGCAAUACGAGCCUUCAUACGUGAGAUGGUGACGCAGUCCAUCAUACCUUCGAUGGAGCGAGCGUCAGCGACGUGGAACGAUCAGGUGGCAUCUCGGAGGAGAGGGUUGAGUGGCAGAUUCAUGUCCUUAUCGAAGCGCUUCACGACCUUCGGCAACCGGAACUCUUCGGGACCGACACUUGGUGGAUCUGGAAGCAACUACGACUCCUUGCAAGGCUGUUACAGACCAGACGCUCCCGAGGCCGUCAUGCGCAAGCUGGGUGACUACGCGAUAAUGCUUCGCGACUUUAGGCUAGCGCACGGCAUUUAUGAAAUCUUAUGCCAGGAUUUCAAGAACGACAAAGCUUGGCGACACUAUGCGGGAGCAAACGAGAUGGCCGCAGUCAGCUUGUUGCUUGCAACGGGGGCCUCCAACAAGAUCCGUAUUGAGGGCAUUGACCAGUAUUUAGAGACCGCCUAUUAUUCCUAUGUCACCCGGGCCGGAGCUCCGUACUACGCGCUACGUACACUCAUGCUUGGAGCAGAGCUUCUUAAGAUGCGAACCGGAAACGCUCUUGACGAUGCUGCUCGAUGGUGCAGUCGGAUCCUCGACGAUCGUCUUGUCGGCCCUGUCGGCCGUGUUCUACUCAUGGAGCGCAUCGGCACCUGCUUCAACGAGCGCCGCAAGAUCGGCGGCUUGGAGGGGGUUGACCGACAUCGCAAAGCCGCAUUUUGGUAUACGCUGGCCACCGACGCCUGGGUACGACUGGAAAAGGCUUCACAAGCCGAGAGAUGCCUAUCCGAAGCUAUGGGCCUGUAUGGCUAUGAUGGCCACAACCGCAACGGGUCCGUGGCCUUUGACGGAAUGUCCAUGUUCCUCCUUGCGCUCCAAGAGGCCGUCUCUGACAACCGCGCGGGCGUACACCACAUCGACGGCGAAGAUGUGGUGGGCGAUGAAGAGCCUGAAGAAAUGCAGCAGGAAAAGAACGAAGCACUCGGGCCAGCUCUUGCACCCGGGCAUGGACAUCGGAAGAGUCUGAGCACGAACGUUGUGCCGCGCAUUCGGCCCAUCGAUCCGCUAGGUGCGAUGCCGAGUGCGUACGACGGCACCGGAGGCUCGACGGCAGCACCGCUCAGUCCGCUUGCUGAUUCGCAGCCGCCGCCGCCGCCUCUCAGUCCAAGCGUGGAGCGGAAAGAGAGAAGUCGAGACGAUGGCUUCGAGUGA